AUGAUUGAUACAUUUCAUAUUGUUUAUUGUUUGGUAUACUAUUCAGGUCAUUAUGUAAUUAGACCUUAUACACCAGUAUGCAAUGAUUUGACUUUUUCAUCAAUCAUCAAUACUAAUUAUCAACAGGAAAAUAAUGUAGAUAUAAAUCAAUUUGGUUUAUUAAUUAAAAUUUAUCCAAAUGGUGAAUUUUCUAAACUUUUGAAUAAUAUUUCUACAAAUGAUACUAUUGAAAUAAGUCUACCAAUAGGUAAUUUCAAUAGUAAUCUCAUCAAACAAGUUAUUCAUAAUAAUAAUAAUAAUAAUAAUGAAUCAAAAUUGACCUAUGUUAUUAUGUUAGCCGGAGGUAGUGGUAUAACACCUAUGCUACGUAUUAUUCAUUAUUUAUUAAUUGAUCAUCAUCAACAACCUUUACAACUAUUUAAAAUACAUUUAAUUCAUUUUAAUCGUUGUCAAAUGGAUCAAAUAUUAAUUUCAUAUUUUACAUCAUUACAUAAUCAUUUCCCAAAUAAAUUUUCAAUUACUCACGUUCUAUCUGAACCAUUAUGCUUUUCUGAUGAUAAUAAUAAUAAUAAUAAUCAUUGGUUAUAUGGACAUAUAACCGAUGAAUUAUGUCGUCAAUGUUUUGAUCAAGAAAUGAUUGACAAUUUUGAAUCACAGACAAUUUGUUUAAUAUGUGGUCCAUCUGGUUUUAAUGAUGCAGCAUUCAAACUAACAAAUCAAUGGUCUAUUCCUAAAGAACGUGUCCAUGUCUUCAAAGGAUGA
Messenger RNA from Schistosoma spindalis, 762 nucleotides. The record is from the annotation of a GenBank genome assembly. NCBI's taxonomy places the organism in Eukaryota, Metazoa, Platyhelminthes, Trematoda, Strigeidida, Schistosomatidae.